AUGCGGGACCGAUUGGCAGAUUUUCAACGAAGAGUUGUUACGGACCGAUUUGAGGAAGUAGAACUGGGUCCUUCAUCACCGGUUGGCGUUCCACAAGGGAUUGCAACUGUUAUAGAUGGGCGAUUAAGUUUGACUCGAAAACUUCUCAAUGAACUUCAAACGGAAAUUGAAGAACUCCGUCGAAAGCAACAGCACAUCCUAGCGCUAGCUGUAGCAGAUCCUGCUGAAAAGGAUGUAUUGGAAGACCAGAUAGCAAAAAUUCGGCGGAAAACCGCCGAUUUACGCAAAAUGGUGAAUGAAGUUGAUAACGAAUUCAAUGAAUUUGCUCGAAUUUGUGAAUCUUCCGGAGAAGUACGAGUCCGCAAAAACCAGAUCGAUUUAAUACGAAGAAAGCUAAGAGAUCUCAUAAUUCGAUUUAACGACACUCAUGCUGAUUAUCGAUCAAGAGUUUCGGUACGUGUUCGACGUCAGUUACGAGCAGUCGGUGAAAAUGUGACGGAGGAAGAAGCAGAAAAAAUAAUUGACGCGGCUGGUCGUGAUGAAUUGUUCUUCCGUGAAGUGAAUCCUUUAUCGGUCUCGGCGAAAGCAGCCCUUGCUGACGUUAAACGCAGACAUAAUGAAAUUGUUGAGUUGGAGAAAAGCAUACAGAUAAUGCAAGAAAUCUUCGUCGACCUGCAGAAUCUCACAGAGAUCCAGAACGAAAUGGUAGAUAAUAUCGCACAUAACAUUGAGACCACCAAGGAUCAUGUGGAACAAGGUGCACGAAACGUGAAGGUUGGAUUGGAGUACAAGAAGAGCGCAACGAGAAAAAAGGUGGGCAAAAAGACGUUGAGCAAACAAUCGGGCAUACCCCGUUAA
Messenger RNA from Strongylus vulgaris, 858 nucleotides. The record is from the annotation of a GenBank genome assembly. Lineage: Eukaryota; Metazoa; Nematoda; Chromadorea; Rhabditida; Strongylidae.